AAACGAAGGCGAACACAUGUUUUUGUUUACUACUCUGUGUUAGCUUUUGAGCGUUACAAACGUGCGUUUACCACCGCAUUUAUAUUUUUUUGUAAAUUCAAUAGUUAAUCAAGAGAUUUUUUGGCAAAAUGGGCAAAAGAGAGAAAAACAAGAAAAAAGGCAAAGGAGCCGAAAAAACAACGAUUAAAACGGAUAAAAAACUGGCGGCUAGGCAGAAAAAAAUGAUCGCAAAGCUUGGCGAGGACGAUAUUGAAACAAUUGUGGCUAAAUAUGAAGCAAUAGAAACUAAAUCUUCGGAUCUAACGGAAGUUCUCUGUGCACCACCGACCGCAAGAGCCAAUUAUUCCAUUUGUUCCCAUCCGGAUAAGGAAGAGAUUUUUAUUAAUGGUGGAGAAUUUUUCAAUGGUCAGAAGACCUUUGUUUAUGGAGAUUUCUUCUGCUACAAUAUCACCAAGAACGAAUGGAAAGUGCUUAAAUCAUCGAUCUGUCCAGCUCCCAGAAGUGGUCACCAGAUGGUUUCGGUGAGCACGGACGGUGGUCAAAUCUGGCUUUUCGGAGGGGAAUUUGCUUCACCAUCGCAGCUUCAAUUCUACCACUAUAAAGAUCUGUGGGUGUACCGAAUUGCCAAAAAGCAAUGGGAAAAAAUCAAUGCUGCAAACGCGCCAAACGCCAGAAGUGGUCACCGAAUGGUUGUAACCAAGAAGAAAUUAUUUGUUUUUGGCGGUUUUCAUGAUAACAACACGUCCUAUCGAUACUUCAAUGACCUACAUUGUUUCUCGUUGGAGAAUUAUACUUGGACUAAGAUAGAGCCAUCUGGAACUCCACCAGCACCUCGUUCCGGUUGUUGCAUGAUAGCUAAUCCCGAAGGAAAGAUUCUCGUUUGGGGUGGCUAUUCUAAGUCAAAUGUUAAGAAGGAAAUAGAUCGUGGAGUCACACAUGCAGAUAUGUUUGCGCUAACAUCGGAUAAAAAUGACCUCGAGUCUUAUAAAUGGACAAGCGUCAAACCUGGCGGAAAACGUCCACCUCCCAGGAGUGGAAUGAGUGCCGUGAUUGCUGCUAACGGUAAAGUAUAUACAUUUGGAGGUGUAUUGGACACCGAAGAAGAUGAAGAGGACGUACGAGGCAUGUUCAGCAACGAACUACACUCGCUUGAUCCGGCUUCGCAUAGCUGGAGAAAGCUUGAUCUGUCAACAAAGAAAAAAACCCUGAAACCUCAAGAAGCCGAAAUGGAGGAAGAAACUAAGCCAGCUGAAGUGAAAACUGUUGUCCACGAUGAUGGCGUUUUUACCGUGUCUGUGGGCGGGCCUUCGCAGAGCAGUUCCAGUACUAAAAUGAACUCAGAAACGGUUGAUCUCGGUGGACCAACACCACGUAUGAACUCAGGAAUCGUUGUAUGCAAAGGACUUCUUUACAUCUACGGCGGUCUGUACGAAAGUGGAAGUCGACAGUAUACACUGAGUGAUUUCUAUUCCAUCGAUUUGCAUAAAAUGGAUCAAUGGAAGACGCUUAUCGCUAACAGUCUCACUGGUAAUGAAUGGCUCGGUUCGGAUAGUGAAGAUGGUUCUUCCGACGAUGAUGAAGGUUCCGAUGACGAUGACGAAGACGAUGAUUCCGAUGACGAUGAUGAUAGCUCGGAUAUGGACACCGAAUAGUACUUCAUUAUCUUUGUCAAAUAAACAUGUAACAAUGUCACUUGAACACAAUCUAUACAUUAGCGAACAUUUUAUUUCUUCAUUAGAUUAUGACGCUUUAACUGGUACCAGUGUUCGGAGCAUGAGCAUGAUUGACCGCCCGCUGAUGGUA
Molecule: messenger RNA, 1803 nt
Organism: Ochlerotatus camptorhynchus
Lineage: Eukaryota; Metazoa; Arthropoda; Insecta; Diptera; Culicidae
Product: kelch domain-containing protein 4-like
Exons: 3
Coding region: 129-1652 (507 amino acids)
Molecular function (GO): protein binding
Source: RefSeq, a predicted model, not a curated record